Molecule: messenger RNA, 3042 nt
Organism: Clarias gariepinus (North African catfish)
Lineage: Eukaryota; Metazoa; Chordata; Actinopteri; Siluriformes; Clariidae
Gene: rbm39a
Product: RNA binding motif protein 39a
Exons: 14
Coding region: 1853-2965 (370 amino acids)
Biological process (GO): mRNA processing
Cellular component (GO): nucleus
Molecular function (GO): RNA binding
Source: RefSeq, a predicted model, not a curated record
AUUGCCCCAUAUAUUGAUGUACUGUGGUACCCAUGGUUGAAAAUAUUUAGGCUGAUUGAUUUUGGUGCCGACAAAAUAAAUGCAGUGGAUGCAUAUGAACUUAAGUGCUGGUAUGGUGUCCUUGGAGACUUAUUCAUGCUUUUGUGUGCAUGGUAAUUUUAGCACCUACCCUUACCUUACUUUUAGUAUUCAGUAUACGUUAGUCGUUACUGAAGCAUAAUUCUAGUUUGCAUGUCUCAUGUAAUAUAAUUAUAGCUUUAAAAAAAUGUUCAAUUAUGGACUUUCCAUAAAAGCUAUUCCAUGCACUUCAUAUUUUUCAUGGGAUUGGAAAUAAACAAGAUGUGUUGCAUAACCUAUUUUAAAAAAUGAUAAUAUUGAUAGUAAUAGUGAUUAAAUUGUGCAUGCAGCUGACUUUCAUAUACCACUUUCAUAUAGUCUCAGAAAAAGGGAAUGAUGGCUCGCUGCAUAUUGCAAAAAGCUUUCAGCUGAAAGAGAUCGUUUACACUGAAUGCAGAUGGCCAAUUAUUUUAAGAAACUCAUGCACAUUAUUAGGUAGACUGAAGAACCUCUCAGCUUUAGAUGUUCUAUGGGAGUGGAUAUUACUAAGCCGUGUGAAUCCCUGUUUGCUUCAGGGCGAGAUGUGUGACAGAGGUGGCAUCGAACUCUUACAGUCCACGAAGGCAAAUGGGGUGAAGAUCACUGGAAUGGCAUCCACCACUGGAGCUCACUUAGUGGCUGCCUGCUAGCAUUGCCACUUUGGGUCUUUUAGGCACAGAUAGCCUUGGUACUGAACCUUUCAGGCUGCUAAGAGAUCAAAAUUACAACAUGCCAUUUUUAUUUGCAUUGCAUUAGCUCUUGACCUAUUGACUGUACCACGUACACAAUAAAAUCAUUAGUGAGGAAGGAAGACAACAGCAGCCUAGUGGUUCAGAUGACCCUUUUCUGUCACUUUCCUAAACAUAAAUAUUUUAAAGUACACACAUGUAAUGAUCAUAUUAUAUUCUCUUUUGUUCCCACUCCCCUUAUCCUUACAACUUGCAAUGUUACGCCGUCCUCCUCAUGAUGUUCUUCUAUCGACCCUGCUUAGGAUGAGACCAAGUCAAUAAGUUCCAAUGGGCAUGAAGAACGGAGCAAGAAAGACCUGAAUGGAUUAAAUUGAAAAUCGCUGAAAAAGAAGAGCAGAAGUCGUAGUAGAAGCAGGGAGAGAAAGAGAAGCAAGAGCCGUGAGCGCAAAAGGAGCCGGAGCCAGGAUAAGAGUCGUGAACGCAAGAGGAGCCGGAGCCGGGACAAGAAACGCAGUCGCAGCCGAGAGAAGAGACGUAGCCGUUCCAAGAGCAGGGAGCGUGCAGGGCGCUUCAGACCAGCCUUGUAUGUAUACCAGCUCUGGUUUAGGCCUCACAUUUGUUAGUGUUUAUCUAAAUAUUUUUCCUUUUGUUCUUUUUGGUGGUCCUUAAGUUAUUAUUUUUUACAAAAAUGUUUUUGAAAUCAUUUACACAAAUGUUUCCUUCACACUCAUUCACUCAAAUAUAUAAUUAUGCCUGCUUGGCUCUCAGUGAAAUGAUAAAGUUAUCAAAUUUAUCCUGAUGUUUCUAAAUAAAUCUACAAAGUUUCAUGAUGACCAUUGGCAGUAGAGCGGAAGUAGUCGUUGCUGAGAUAAACCUUGUUUUUAAAUCACAGUUCUGGCCUGAAAUUUAAUGGUGGUCCCAGGGGGAAGACUGGCCCACCGCCUGUCAUCAAACUAAGCCGGAAAAAGUCUAGGAGCCGCAGCCCAUUCAAACGAGAAAAAAGUCCUGUCAGACAGCCUAUAGAUAAUCUCACACCAGAGGAGAGGGAUGCCCGCACAGUUUUUUGCAUGCAGCUUGCUGCCAGAAUCCGGCCCCGGGACCUAGAGGAAUUUUUCUCUGCUGUGGGAAAAGUAAGGGAUGUGAGGAUGAUCUCAGACAGAAACUCUAGAAGGUCCAAAGGCAUUGCCUACAUUGAAUUUGUGGAUGCCACCUCUGUACCACUAGCAAUUGGUCUGUCUGGGCAAAGGCUGCUUGGGGUACCAAUCAUUGUGCAGGCUUCACAGGCUGAAAAGAACAGAGCUGCUGCAAUGGCCAACAACCUUCAGAAAGGCAGUGCUGGACCCAUGAGACUGUACGUUGGCUCAUUGCAUUUCAACAUCACAGAAGACAUGCUCAGAGGGAUCUUUGAACCAUUUGGCCGAAUUGACAGUAUUCAGCUUAUGAUGGAUAGUGAAACAGGGAGAUCCAAGGGAUACGGCUUUAUCACGUUUGCUGAUGCCGAAUGUGCGAAGAAGGCAUUGGAACAGCUAAAUGGCUUUGAACUGGCUGGCAGGCCCAUGAAAGUAGGCCAUGUGACUGAACGCACAGAUGCCUCUACAGCCAGCUCUUUCCUCGAUAACGAUGAGCUGGAAAGGACUGGCAUUGACCUGGGCACCACUGGGAGGCUGCAGCUGAUGGCCAGGCUGGCUGAAGGCACUGGUCUGCAGAUCCCUCCAGCUGCACAGCAGGCUCUUCAGAUGAGCAACUCGAUGGUGGCAAUGGCAGCAGCUACAGCGGCUAUGAAUCCUGGAUUAAGUUUCAAUAUUAAUGUGCCCACAAAUCAACCUCUCAAUCUACCAUCUCAGCCAAUUGCCACACACUGCUUCCAGCUGUCCAACAUGUUUGAUCCAAAUUCGGAGAAUGAUCAUGGAUGGGAUGUUGAAAUCCAAGAUGAUGUAAUUGAAGAAUGUAACAAACACGGUGGAGUGAUUCAUAUAUAUGUGGACAAGAAAUCUGCUGAGGGAAAUGUAUAUGUAAAGUGCCCAAGCAUCCCUGCUGCAAUGGCUGCUGUUAGUGCAUUACAUGGACGCUGGUUUGGAGGUAAAAUGAUCAAAGCAGCAUAUGUCCCUCUGCCAACGUACCACAAUCUUUUUCCCGAGUCAGUGCAAGCUACACAGCUUCUUAUGCCUACUCGCCGGUGAUCCCUAGAGCACCCAGUUUUUUUUCGGCCUUUCUCUUUUUAAUAAUUUUGGCAAAAAUAUUAAAUUUCGAGCUUUGA